Messenger RNA from Empidonax traillii (willow flycatcher), 899 nucleotides. RefSeq names its product exosome complex component RRP43-like. Gene Ontology annotation, cellular component: cytoplasmic exosome (RNase complex); nuclear exosome (RNase complex). The record is from RefSeq and is a predicted model, not a curated record. The transcript has 6 exons. Gene Ontology annotation, biological process: exonucleolytic trimming to generate mature 3'-end of 5.8S rRNA from tricistronic rRNA transcript (SSU-rRNA, 5.8S rRNA, LSU-rRNA); nuclear polyadenylation-dependent mRNA catabolic process; U4 snRNA 3'-end processing. Lineage: Eukaryota; Metazoa; Chordata; Aves; Passeriformes; Tyrannidae. The coding region runs from base 314 to 793 and encodes 159 amino acids.
GAAAUGUAUAGUUUCUAAAUAUAGACAACUACAAGUUCUUUAAUACCAACUCAUGCAUAACUUUAGUUUUGAAGGGAGUAGGGAGGCUUGAUAGAAAAACUUCUGGUCUUGCCCUGCAUUUGAAGUACAUAAAAUGGUAUUAAGAGUGACUGUUAUCUUACAACCAUUUCUGAUAUCCCACUGCUUUUUUUAAUACCUAGUACCAAAUGUAGAGCUGCCAUCCCUCCGUUCAGAGAGGUUUCGCUCCGGACCACCUGGUGAAGAGACUCAAGUAGCGAGCCAGUUCAUUGCAGAUGUGACUGAAAAUUCACAGAUGAUAGUGAAAGAACAUCUAUGUAUUGCAAAUGGCAAGUUUGCUUGGGUGUUAUACUGUGAUAUCAUAUGUCUGGACUAUGAUGGAAACCUUUUGGAUGCCAGUCUCUUUGCUUUGUUAGCAGCAUUAAAAAAUGUACAACUGCCAUCAGUUAUUAUAAACGAAGAAACUGGUUUAUCAGAAGGGAAUUUAAAACAGAAGACUCCUUUGAUUAUCAGAAAGCAUCCAAUUGCCACAUCAUUUGCUAUAUUUGAUGACACAUUACUCAUUGUUGAUCCAACUGCUGAAGAAGAAGAUUUAGCAACUGGAACAGUAACUAUUCACACUGAUGAAGAAGGUAGACUAUGUUCUGUCCAUAAACCAGGUGGAAGUCCUCUUACAGAAGCCAAGCUUCAGGACUGUAUCACCAGAGCAAUUACAAGACACAAAGAAGUAAAGAAGCCAAUAGACAAAGUAAUAAAAAGUAUAAUGCCCAAGUGAACAAAAGGACAGAGCUUUUCAAAAAUGGAUUUGUAAAAAUGUAUUUGUUACAGUGUUCACAAACCUUUUACACUAAAUAAACAAAUACCAGUACUACCUUUACAAA